AUGCGCAGGGCACUAGUGAUGGCAGGCGCGUGGCGGCGGGCGGGCGCCGCUGCCCCGCGGCGGUGGUACGGGGCGCGCGCGGACGAGAAUCCGUUCCGCGCCUUCCCGGCGACGUUUCCCUCUGGGGAGCCGCAGUGGGACGUGGACGUGCGGCGGCUGCGGCGCGAGUACCGGCAGCUGCAGGGCCAGCACCAUCCGGACGUGGCAGGCGGGACGGACGAGGCCGCGCAGCGGCUGAACCGCGCAUACGGGACGCUGGUACGGCCGCUGGCGCGCGCGCAGUUCCUGCUGGCGCGCCAGGGUGUGGACGUGACGGCGGACGCGACGGCGCAGGAGAUCAUGCAGCGGGACCCGGGGCUCCUGAUGCGCGUGCUGGACGUGCACGAGCAGCUGGAGGAGCUGGAGAGCGAGGCAGACGUGCGGCGGCUGCGUGAGGAGAACCGGGCGCGCAUGGCGGGGGUGGAGGCGGAGCUGGGGCGCGCGUUCGCGGCGCGCGCAUGGGACCGCGCGGCACAGCUGGCGGUGGAACUGCGGUACUGGGACAACGUGGAGAGCGCGGUGCGCGAAUGGGAGCCGGGCACGGUGCCGCACGUGAAACACUAG
Molecule: messenger RNA, 603 nt
Organism: Eremothecium gossypii ATCC 10895
Lineage: Eukaryota; Fungi; Ascomycota; Saccharomycetes; Saccharomycetales; Saccharomycetaceae
Gene: JAC1
Product: J-type chaperone JAC1
Exons: 1
Coding region: 1-603 (200 amino acids)
Biological process (GO): [2Fe-2S] cluster assembly; protein complex oligomerization
Cellular component (GO): mitochondrion
Molecular function (GO): ATPase activator activity; protein-folding chaperone binding
Source: RefSeq, marked provisional